Arabidopsis arenosa is the source of this 1210-nucleotide messenger RNA. The record is from the annotation of a GenBank genome assembly. Lineage: Eukaryota; Viridiplantae; Streptophyta; Magnoliopsida; Brassicales; Brassicaceae.
UAAUCACAAACAAAAAUCUACUUUCUUCUCCAUAGGUAAUAAGAUCUAUCAGCGGAGAAAAUGUUUGAAUUUGUUUUCCUGUGUUUGGGCAGUGCUGCUGCCGUGAUAUACCUCGGCGGCUACGAGAUUAAACGGAAGGCUGAGUAUCUCAAGAGUGCCACCCGCGUGAAAGAUUUGAGAGGGCUGAGUGAAUUGCUUGAAAACAAGACUAAACCGCUGGUUGUUGCGAUAUCCGGAAGAGUUGGCUCUAGUAGGCCUUUAAAAUGCGAACAUAGUGGCAUUUGGGGUGUUUUUAUGGAGGAAAAGGCCAAACUUGUUUUUGGGACGAGGUCUUUACAUGGUGGUUUGAUGCGCCAUUCUGCAGAGUUUCUAUUAAAACAUAAGGAGGUUCCUUGGUUCCUGGAAGACAGUACUGGCCGGAUAAAUGUAGUUGGAGCCAGAUUUGCCGAGGGUUUUUAUGAUAAUCUAAAAGAGUUUGUGUUUGUCGAGCCAGCGAGUGAACUCAUCAAAAAGUUUGUUAAACCCGAAGGCUUCGUCAAGAUUCUUGAACACAAUUGCUUUGAGCGUGUUCAUGAGCUUGGUAAGCCAUUGACUAUUGUUGGUGAGGCUGUCAAAUACAGCAAUGGAGCUCUCGUGAUCAAAAGACCCACAGAUGGAUCUUUUAUGUUCUUCGAUGGAUAUAGUUCUGUUGAUAAAAUGAUUUCCCUUUUGGAAUCACAAUCUCAGGCUCUAGUAUAUUUCUCCAUAGCCUUAACAGCUGUUGGGACACUUGUAUAUGCCUCGUACGUGAUGCCUUUAAUAAAAAAGUCUUGGUUCCUAGAUAAAUCAGACACCACAGCCGGCCAGAGAGCAGAAACGGAGACCAAGCACAACUCGAUGGGCAAGGCUCAGAGCAAUUAUGCUUUUGGGCUCUGUUUUACCUAUGCAGCAAAUUUCAAUUACAAGCAAACAGGCUUUAUGAUGAUAGUCAAAUCAACGUUUUCUGCUUUGAACAACUUGGGAUUAAGUCAAAGAACAGACAUCUCGAGUAUUAGAGUUAUCUUCUCCAGUGAAUCUAUAUGUCUCCAGAUUCAGAAAGAGCUUGUACCCGCAGCUUCUCCGUAUCCUCUCUGAAAAUUAUGAAGCAUAUAAGAAAGAAACAUAUGCAGAGGUAGCUUUCGAGUGUUGAGGGCCUCGGUCCCCUUAUCCCCAACAAACUCAACUAACAUCC